Molecule: messenger RNA, 1346 nt
Organism: Cottoperca gobio
Lineage: Eukaryota; Metazoa; Chordata; Actinopteri; Perciformes; Bovichtidae
Product: dysbindin-like
Exons: 6
Coding region: 1-804 (267 amino acids)
Biological process (GO): negative regulation of protein kinase activity
Cellular component (GO): cytoplasm
Source: RefSeq, a predicted model, not a curated record
AUGGCAAAUGGAGACUACACCAAGUUCACGAGGUCGGCUCCUCCCUCCUCCCUGUCAUUGGUCAGCUGGUCGGCCACAAAGACACAAACUUGUUCUCGCCUCAUCCAAGUGGCUCAGGGUCCACUGAGGCAGAUCGAGGCAGCGAAGGAAGGGGAGCAGCAGCGUUGGCAGCCAGCAUCAGUCACCUUGGAGCAGAGGAGAAACAUGAGCUCCUCGUCAGCCAACCUUCACAACAAGCGCCUGCCCUCGGAGACCGAGCGAGGCCAGAGGCUCCCAGAUGUGGACGUGGCACAGCAGGUCAAAUUGAGAGAGAGACAACGUUUCUUCGAGGAGGUCUUCCAGCACGAUGUGGACGUCUACCUGUCCUCGGCACACCUCUGUAUCCGAGACUAUAAGAGACCUCCGAUUGGCAGCGUCUCAUCCAUGGAGGUUAAUGUGGACUUGUUGGACCAGAUGGAGCUGAUUGACAUCUCGGACCAGGAGGCCUUGGAUGUCUUCUUCAGCUCCGGGGGAGAAGAGGGGGUGCUGGCCUCCCCGCUGCCAGUCCAAGGAAACAACAACAAUGGGGAUGUCAUCAGCAAUGGACUUUUUCGACACGUCCUCGAGGGUCUUGAUGCCAAGUCUCGUAUGUCCUCCACAUCUUCAAUCUCCUCCUCUGACAGCCAGACCACCGAUGCCAACAGAGGAGACACCCCCGUGGUCAGGUCAGAAGAUGAGGGAACACACACCAGCACAGUCAAGCGGAGAGGCGUGCCUGCAGAGAAAGAGAAGGUGAAAAGUCAGACUCCAUCAUCGUCUUCGUAGGACGAGCCCUCUCCACCUGCAGCACGGUAGUUGACACCUUCAACCGGUGGUGAAGAGUAGACUUCGGGAAGCUAACUAUUGAAAGAGGCUUCUCAGCCGUGACUGUCUUCCAUACUCUGGCUCUUUUCACUGCUUUCAAACCUUUUGAUUUAUGAGUUAUGGGUUGGGGUCUGUGUGUGUUUUACAGGUGGGGACCAUAAACUCCAAAUAUGGAGAUUUCUUAUUAAUUCUCACCUGUUUCCAUUCAUGUUUUGACAGACAAGAUUUGUUUCCCUGUUUCUGAUCUCACAGGACUUAUUGUUGGUGAAUGAUGAGUUUUGUACUGUAUUAACAAAACCCAGGGCAGUAAAGCAGUGACUGUUAUAAUGUAAUGAGGACUUGGUAAAUGUAGCAAUAGAAGGCUUCACACUAUGAAAUGUAUUGUUUUUAAAAGUAACACAUUGUCCUGCUGAAUGCAAAUUCUCUGUUUUCUAACUCCUAUUUUAAAUGAAUCUCUCACAAGAUUUCUUGGUUUUAACAAUAAAAGAAGAGAGAAAGUUGUA